Umbelopsis ramanniana AG is the source of this 3208-nucleotide messenger RNA. RefSeq lists its product as uncharacterized. Bases 63 to 3149 code for a protein of 1028 amino acids. Gene Ontology annotation, molecular function: microtubule minus-end binding; gamma-tubulin binding. Gene Ontology annotation, cellular component: spindle pole; gamma-tubulin complex; equatorial microtubule organizing center. Lineage: Eukaryota; Fungi; Mucoromycota; Umbelopsidomycetes; Umbelopsidales; Umbelopsidaceae. The transcript has 7 exons. Gene Ontology annotation, biological process: mitotic cell cycle; microtubule nucleation; cytoplasmic microtubule organization. The record is from RefSeq and is a predicted model, not a curated record.
CGCAAAUAACUAAUCAAGCCUUAUCACAUAAAGGAUCAACGGUUCAUGCUGUAGGCAAUUCGAUGGCAUUCCCAAUACUGGACGCGCCAUAUAAUCUCUUGGACAAAGUUAACGAAACUACAUUCAAGGGACCAACACAACACAGCAUUUCAACCAGCCGCACCCCCAGAAAACAUGCCGGCCAACUUUCUGAAAAUGCACCUUCCCCAUCGUUCGACCCUUGGCUGGAAUUACAGAACAAAGGACAUAUGCUGACUCCUUCAACGAGCAACUGUACUUCUUGGGAAUCCUUUGCCCUCAACGCGGCGGAUACCUUAAAGAUGAGAUCAAAGCCGCAAUUGAAGUCUCCGUUCCUGAGCGAGCUCUCGCUUGAUCACUUCCAACGCGUAGAAGAGAGCUACCGGCAAUCGACGGAUCAUCGUUAUAAUCCCGAAAGUCUGAUUACCCACCAAUACUUAAUUAAAGACAUUAUAACACUACUACUAGGAGCACCAUCUAAUUUAUUCGAAUUUGACGUCGACAAACAGUCAUUUGUUCCUCGUAUACCAAACAUUAGAACCAUGGGGAUUGGAUCGAAAGGGCUAAAGUCAGUUAUUGAUCGAUUUAUAUCUAUCGGCAACCAAAUGGCAAGGCUGGAUAAGAUUAUCAACACCAAUAAAUAUCGUUCAGGGAGUUCUGUGGCGAUGGCAUUCGUGGAUUGUCUUGCCGAUUAUCAUACAUAUUUGCAACAGUCAUUGCUGGCGAUGAUUGAAAGAAUUGGUGGUAUACAAAAAGCUAGCAUCAUGGAAUUAUAUUAUAACAUGGAAGAUAUUUGCUAUGUUCUGGACGAAUUGGUCAAACUUUGCGAAACGACUGAUGUAGAUGGCAAUUCGGUUACCAACUCGAAAGCGAGAAUAUCUGAUAGCAAUGGCGAGCUACCAAAUGGCGCAGAGUUACUUGAUAUAAUAUUCAAAAAGGUCAAGUCUUUAGAUACCGCUCAAUGUGGUUGCACGUACCUACUACGAUCUAUUCUUUCGGCAUUUUUAACCACUUCAAGUACGCCAUACUUCACUCUCAUACUUGGAUGGCUUGGAAUACAGCCUGGAGAACAAAACGAGCACAGAACACAGCAAACAUUAAUAUACGACCAAAGCCUCCAAUCUAUAGAUCCACACCAUGAAUUUUUUGUCCAGGCAACGAAUCACGUUUCAUCAUCGUUCACGCAAGAUUAUUCAGUCAGUCAAUCGAAUAUGAGCAGUAUUCCAGGGAUGUUCCACUCCAAUACGGCUAUUCAAGAUGGUGACCAAUAUUGGUAUUCGUCUUUUCAGCUCCAGGAUUCUUUGCGACCAUGCUUCAUCUCAGACGAACUUGCAUUAGACAUUCUAGAGACUGGAAAAUCACUAAGGUUACUCAAAAAUCUGUUCCCUGUUGACGGUCCGUCUCUGAACGAUUAUAUCAAACACUUCAUUGUUCAAGACGAUUCUAAAUAUGUAUUACCUACAUGGAAAUUCAUCAUUUUUAAUGAAUCACAACAUGCGAAAGCGAACGGUUGUACAAUAUCUACGGACGGUCCAUCAAGCACCACAUUUACACUAGACAUAGAUGUGUUUGGCAACUCCAACCAGGUUACUACUACCAGGGAGAAGCAUGCUUGUGACGAUUCUUUUAUACUGCCGUCUCCAAAGCGUCAGCGACAUAACACUCAAGCAACAUCUGAUACCCUCAAACCGCCUUUUGCACAAGAACUUUCCUUACCAGAAAUAACCAACCCGCCUACUUCAGCCUUCAUCAAAUUAUUAGAAGACUUCCAGAUAUGCGGAUUUACGGAACAACACGAAGCUGAAGAGGCUGCUCAUAUGCCACCACUCGAUGCCGUGACAGCUACAAGUGUAGAACAGCCACUCAGUCGACUUUGCCGGUCUCUGAACACCAGCGUUAUGGCAUACUUCUUCAAAAAUCUGCAAUUACUACAAUACUUACAAGCACUUCAAGAUUACUUCACAUUUAAAAAUGGCGAUUUCUACAGUAAUGCCAUGGAUGCACUGUUUCGCAGUGACUUGGAUGAAGAUCAACCAGGCGGACUUGUAACGAUCGGCUUACCCAAAUCCAUCAAAUCGAGAAAGUGGCCACCUAGUUCCAUCGACUUAAACAUAGCAUUGAAAGAUGUGCUGCUAAACAGCUCUUCCAACCUUGAUGAUCUAGGCUCCAACGUGGCUAAUCAUAAAUUAUCUGUGGGCAGAUACAUUUCAUUUUCGGUCCGACAAAACAUGGAGAGUGGCGCCAAAUGGACAAAUCCACAAAGCUUAGAGGCAGUUGAUUUCUUGCAACUAUCCUAUUCGCCGCCGUAUCCGCUCAACAUUAUUAUUACACCCACCAUCAUCGAAAAGUACAAUCGUGUGUUCUCUUUUCUUCUUCGACUUUUUCGAGUACGUCUUGUUGUUCAGAAUAUGCAUAAAUGCAUGCAAGCACGACGUGGAAUGUCCAAGACCAAAACCAACGCAUACCUUUUCAUUGAGCCAGUGCGCUUUCAAUUUGCUCACUUUGUUGAAGCGUUGCACGGCUAUGUUAUGGACGCUGUCAUCACCUCCAAUUGGAAAGCCUACAUGCGUCAUCUUGAGGCGAUGGCCAAGGAAGCUACAACGCAAACCAACAACGACCAGCAUUCAUCUAGUGAUGCCACUGACAACGACUUGACUGAAACAAUAAAGUUGAUGAUGGAUCUGGACACCUUGAGAACAUACAAUGAAUAUUUUGUCGAACUCUUGUUGCACCAGUGCAUUCUCAAACGAAAACAACAAGGCAUCUUGCGAAUCAUCGAAACAUUACUUGGAUGCGUCCUUGCUCUUGCAGCCUUGAUCUCUGAUUUUGAUACGGUGUGCUACGAUAACCGUGAACCAACUGAAAAUGAAAUUCGCAAACUUCACCGUCAUUGCACCAAGAUUCAGAAUCGGUUCCAUAGUCAAAUGAAGACAUUGGUUGCUAUCCUUGCGUCGCUCCAGGCUCGUGAUAGUGGCGAUAUCCGGUUUUCAGUGGAUCAGCGAAGGCUGUCGAAAUUGGAAGUCUUUGCAAAGUAUUAUGAAAAGGUAGCGUCUGCAGAUGGUGCGGUCAACUGUUAUGAAAGGCUUUUGUUACGGCUUGACUUUAAUGGAUACUAUCAAGAUGUACAAUAAAACGAUGUAGACAAUUGUAUAUACUCUCAAUUUUUUUUUUUAUUUAUUGGGAAUUAAUG